CGUGGUUCAGGCGAAAGCAUGAUAUUCUCGUUCGAGGCCUUCGCAAAACGCUCGAGUAAUUCAACUUUUGUGAAAAAAUUUCGCCGUUUCAUCGAGGAAUCGGCUUCGUCAAGGCAUUUGGAUGAGGUAUGUUAAAUCUCCAGAUAUUUCUUCGAGUAUUUGUGACGUUUUUAGUUCAUUUACACAUAGUGUAUCACCCUUAUUAAGCGUCAUAAGGGUCCAUCGCGCCGUGCCACGAAAAUCAUCCCUUGGGAGACACGGCCUCGCGAAUUCGUUGAAAUUUCGCCUCGGUGUACGUGUGAAAUUUUGAAAUUUUACGUCGUUUUAGUGUGAUUUUUUAAAAUUUUAUUGUCGUAGGUGUUUAGGGCAAGUAUUUAAAGGGGUAAUUUGUUUAGGUUUAUGUCUACGGACGGCAUCAAUUUGCACAUACAAAUCAACCUGCGAGCAGACUCUGCCGGCACCGUAUUAUUGCGAUUGUUAUUUAUCUGGCCGGCUCUGUCGGCUUUGUGGUCGACUUUCGUGCACAGAUCGAAGCGAUUGGUUUUUAUUCGACUUGUUUUGCACCUCGGGUAGUUGCUGCCACUAAUUGGCUAAGUGAGGAGCAGCAAACUGGGCGAUAAUAAUAAAUAACAACUUUUGAUGUCGGCCCAAAAACGUGCGAGGAAAUGGGAAUUAUUACACAAUGGGGGAAGUCCAUGCCCCGCUCUUCAGCGUUUGUCAUCUGUGCCGAGCUGCCGUGAAAUCAAUGACAUUUUUGAAACUCUAUUUGUUCGGGGAUUUUUUAUUCUAUACCAAGGCCCUUCAGAAGUAGCGAUUUGGUCUUAAUGAGCGAUAAGAAAUCGCUGGACACGAACCAGAAAUGAUUUUAAAAUGAAGCCAAAAAAUCAUCAUCACAAAUUUAGUUAUUCCGGCUUCCGGUGACAUCACACCAAACGUACUCAAAUGGCUUCUUUCGAUAUUUGAAUUUGUGUACAAAACCAUUUGUAAAACGAACGUAUGUAUGCUGUUUAAUUCGUUUAUAAACAUAUACUACCGUUUUGUUAAGUUUUAUUUGGUUUUUGCUGUCAAAUGUCAAAUCGAAAUGCGUGACGUUCCUCAUCGUUCGUGUGAAAGAGAUUUAUAAAAUGGCCAAAAGUUAUGUUUAGAAUGUUGUUUGAUAUUUCUGAGAAUUCAAGAAUCUUGGGCUUACUAAAAUGUAGCAAAUAUUGUAGAUAAUUUGCUACAUUGAUAAAUAUUUAGAUGUACUUAUUCUAUCUGAGUUAACCUUCUAAUGCAACGAGUUGUCCUUUUUGAAGGUUUAAAAUUUGAUUUGCAGGAAAGCAACUUGCGUUUACAAAUGUCUAUGUGUUAACUGAAAAAACAAAUAGAGUUUCAUCAAGGAUUAAAUUAUAUAGUUACCAAAUAUUAUGCCAAAAUUUUUAGCACCUUUUAAUUGUUAUAUUGUUUGUCUAUUGUGAUGAAAUGUUUUAUCCAAUAUCAAAGUGUGGUAUUGAUAUCUUUCAACUGUAGUGGAACACUUUAGCCAUGACAUGAUAGCUUAUUUAUAGUAUUAUUUUUUAUUAUAUGGUUACAACAUCUUGUAUUUAAUAUAUAUUAUAUUUAUUUAUAUGGCUUUGGUAGUUGAAAAUACCGCCGUUUUACGUUGCCUUCAUGUUCGGAAAGUCUUCUCCAAAUAUGAGAUAUCGUGUGUAAACAAUUGUAAAUCUUGUAUAACAGACAGAAUUAGCUAACACUUGUUCACGUUAUUACUUUGGAUCGCUAUUCCCAUUGUUCAUGUUAACAGAAGCGAAGAAUAUAAUUUUAUGUAAACCGGCAUGGGUUAUUCCUCCUGUGGAUAAGUACGAUGCAUAGUUCACUUUUUUUCUUCGAUGCUUCCAUAAGAGUAUCAACUAAUCCUGUAAGUUAUUAAGGUCCGGUUUAGACGGUGAGUUUUUCAUGCAUUGCACCAGGGUUUGAAUUUUAUCGCGGCAAUUGCCGUAGAGGGAGAACAAAAUGCCGUGUAAUCAUUGCGGCAACGACAGCAAUUUUUCGCCGUAUAGUGCAAUUUUUAUAUACUAUUCACUGUGCAUUACUAUUUUGAUACUUGAAUUCAGAUGUUGAUCAAAUCAUGAGUAAAUCACUAUUUUAGUCUCAAUUUUCUUCGAAAAAAAAAACACUAAAGAAAUACGUAGACAUGUUUCUGGCUUGUCAAAAAAACUAAAGUAACAAUAAAAUUAAAGUUUUGUAACAGUAAUUUGAAAAUUGCCGUGGAAACUGUAAAAAUUACUGUGGAAACUGUAAAAAUUGACGUAGACAGCUGUUACGUUCUACGGCGAUUUUUAACGCCAUAAUUGCCGUCGAUUGAUUUCAGGGAAAUUCGAGGCCUGCAUUGCACCUAAUGGCUGGUCUAAAGCAUGACUGACCCGUCGGAUUCGUUAAUUUUAAUUAGACCCAGAGGGAGUAUUUUUGACGAGAAUGGCAUGAGUUUUUCAUGCGUUGAACCUAAUGCAACGAUUAAGUUCGACAGACGAGCGGCAUCUAAAUUUGGCAAGUUUUGAUUAUGAUUAUUAGGCUGUGGGCCAUUGUGCAAAAAAGUGCUUAGUAAAGCAAUUUUGUGGCAACCCCCUGGGGUUUAGAUUUUCUGUGGUUGAAUGCAUAGUACCAUAGAUAAUAAUAAUAGGGUCGGCAGAAAAAAAUAAGGUCGUUCGGGAACCGGAACCACAGGUAUUUUUUUAGGCCUUUAAGUAACAGAUUUAGACUCUGCUCUUCUGUCGUACUUAAUAAUUGUUGUAUAAGGUUUGCACAUGAAAAGUUCGCCAUCUAAACAGGGCAGUAGUUGAUUUCGUCCAUUCUAAAAGACUUUCUUUUAUUCUUCAGCAGAGGAGGUCUGUACAUAUAAUUGUGCAAAGAAGAGAUAUUUCAGUGAGCAGCCAUUGUGCUGCAUGCCAAAGAUGACAAGACAAGAAUGACUGCUUGAACGGCAAUCCUUCACAAUGGAUAGAUAGCCUGUGAGGACGUCCAUUCUUCCACGAAAACACUUACAGCUUUUGAUGUGUUGUAUUUUUCUUAUCAUGGCUGGUCUACAGCAUGACUGACCCGUCGGAUUUGUUGAAUUUAAUUGGACCCGGAGGGAUUUUCGACGAGAUUGGCAUGACUAGCAUGCCUUCGUCAUCUCUUCCUCAAAGCUCGACAACUGAUCAGUAUUUCAAUAUGGACUCAUUUCAAAACUUUCCCAACCAACAGUCGAGCACACUUCAGCAGAAGUUACAUCAUUUAGGCGGCCAAUCGCCUUCGCAGGAGCAGUUUCAGCCGUUUUCUCAAAAGUUAAGCCAUUUCGCGAACCCAAUGCUUAGCGGGCAGAAUAACGCGUUUCAAAAUGCUGCGCCAAAUAAACCACAGCAACAACAAUUUGCAAGGAUGCCAGGAAUCCGAAUGCAGUCCCCAACACAGUUUAGCCCCCAGCCUAGCAGUUCACAGGGGGCGAAUUGGCGUGGGCAGACGAACAUGGCUAACUCGUUUGGAUCAUUCGGGAUGCCCCAACAACCUCAGCAGCCGCCCGCCGAACAGGGCGUUCCCGGCAACGCAAUGCCUCAAGGUUAUAUGAGUCCACAGCAAACUAACAUGCAAAGACUUCAACAUUUCAUGACAAAUAAACAAAAUCCAAUGUUAAGUCAAUCGUCAAAUCCAUUUAUGAGUCAAGUAGCAGAGAAUUCCUCGAACUUGACGGAUAUUAGUAAUUCUACUCCGAAAAUGAAUAGCCAGGGUAAGACAGUGUCUCCUGGUCAACAAUUCAACUCCGAAAUGGCAAGGCAAGAACAGUUGAGCAAACUUCACCACUUAGUAUCGGGCGGAAUGCCGUCACCGACGUCAGAUACAGCAACAAACUCGAACUCGCCUAUAACCAGCUUCCAAGCUUCGAGUAACUCGUCGUUCACUCCAUCGCCCGAUCCGUUCUCGCAGAACAAAAACUUGCAACCUAUGUACAACAAUAUGCAGCAGCAACAACAACAGCAACAAUCACCCAUACCCAAUCAAACACCAAUGCAGCCGCAAGAUCCGUUCACACAAACGCCACCGCCAAGCACGAUGGCGCAAGACUACCUAAUGCGGCGGCCGCAACAGUAUGCUGACGGCAGCUACCAAAUGAGACCGAACAUGCCAUUUCAACAACAGAUGAUGAACCAGAAUCCUAACCCAGUGUCAAGUCAGCUAAAGAGUGCUCAUUUACUCUACCAACUUCAACGGUUGCAACAACAAAUAUCGCAAGUCCGUGAGUUGCCGUCUCCGGCUAGGGACCAACCCUUGCAGCAACUGCAGCAGCAAUUUAGUCGGUUAUAUCAUUUGUACUUGAUGGACCAACAGCAACAGAAGAAACAACAGCAAGCGGUUGCGCAAAUGAGGUUUGACCAAGAGAACCUUUUAAAACAACAGCAUCAGGAUAAGGCGAACAGGAUAGUUGCCGAGGCAAUUGCAAAGUCGGCACUGAUGAACAGCGGAUAUAACUAUCAAGCCGAGCCGCAGAUGAAAUAUUUUACCCAACAAUUUGGACCUGCGGUAAAAGGUCCUAUGAAUUAUGACAUGCAGCAGGAUAAAAUUGCUCAAAGAAAAGCCGCCGAACCAAUCGUCUUGCCGCCGUCAAUUGUUAAUCAGCUUCCAAAGACUGUAUGGAGCUCGUCUAAGUAA
Messenger RNA from Paramuricea clavata, 4662 nucleotides. The record is from the annotation of a GenBank genome assembly. NCBI's taxonomy places the organism in Eukaryota, Metazoa, Cnidaria, Anthozoa, Malacalcyonacea, Plexauridae.